AUGGACUCAAACAGUAAUGACGACAGCAGCGUGUCUGUGCGAAGGGUCAGCAACCCGCAACUCGACAGUUUCCAGCCGUUGCAGCGCCCCAACUCAAGUCAGCAGUCCUCUCACGGCGACCAGCAACGGGUCAACGAUGAGACAACUGCCAUCUCGCAGCUCAAAGACGCCUUGAGCGGCCAUGAUGUCCUUGGCACACUCUUUGAGGCGGUCAGCCCCGCCAAUAUGAGAAAUGACUCAGCCUCCGCUCAGGUGGGCUAG
This is a messenger RNA of Lasiodiplodia theobromae, 261 nucleotides long. Its product is annotated as Fungal Zn binuclear cluster domain containing protein. The coding region runs from base 1 to 261 and encodes 86 amino acids. The transcript has a single exon. NCBI's taxonomy places the organism in Eukaryota, Fungi, Ascomycota, Dothideomycetes, Botryosphaeriales, Botryosphaeriaceae. The record is from RefSeq and is a predicted model, not a curated record.